Molecule: messenger RNA, 1338 nt
Organism: Rhopilema esculentum
Lineage: Eukaryota; Metazoa; Cnidaria; Scyphozoa; Rhizostomeae; Rhizostomatidae
Source: RefSeq, a predicted model, not a curated record
AUGAGUUCAAAAAAGUCAUCGAUAGGAAUGAAAUGGAAAGGAGCCUAUGACGAUGGUAGAAAAUUCAAACCAGAAUGGCAAAGAGCGUAUCCAUGGGUGAAAAAGGCAGUGGAUGGGUCAGACGAUGCAUACUGCUCUAUCUGCAGAGUAAAUUGCCAGCCACGUCUAUCAAGCUUGAAAAAGCACCAAGAUACCGCAAAACAUUCAAGACUUACCUCUACAAUUGCAAGUAAUCGCACAAUUACUGGUAUUGAAAGAGAAGAUGAGGUAGUCAAGAAAAUAGAGAUACAGAUGGCAGUGUCAGUAACAUGCCAUUCAGCCAUACUUGCUAUCGAUCAUCUGGGUGAAAUAAUUGUUCGCCAUGGCACAGGCAGCAAAUUGUCAAAGAUGAGACUGCAUCGUACAAAAUGCACAAGCAUUAUUAUUAAUGUAAUUUCGAAGGCCUUAUACGAGGAUUUAUGUAAUGACAUGGCUGGCCAGAAGUUUUGUAUAAUGGUUGACGAGUCAACAGACAUUGCCUGUAAGAAGUUUUUGUGUUUGGCUGUCAGGUAUUACAGCAAGAAAGAAAAGAACAUAGUAACAGCAUUUCUUGGCCUCGUUGAUAUUAUCAGCGCCACUGGCAUGGAUCUGUUUACUGCAAUGAAGGAAUGCUUGGUGACUUCAGGGUUAAAGCUCGAAGACUGUGUUGGCUAUGCAAGUGAUGGGGCAGCAAACAUGGUUGGCGAGCACAAUUCUCUUUGGUCGAGGAUUGUCGAGGAAGCCCCAAAUUGCCUGCAAAUGAAAUGUAUAUGUCAUUCUUUGGCUUUGUGUGUCAAGCAUGCCUUCGAACUGAUGCCAUCACAUCUGGGCUUUCUAUUGAAAAAGAUUCCGAAAUGGUUCACUAAAAGCACGAUUCGUCGAGAUGCCUACAAGAAGCUCUUUGACAUAAUUAAUGCUGGAACAGAGAGCUCAAAUCUACCAAAACCAUUCCAGAAGUACAAUGAAACACGCUGGCUGGCGAGGAGUAAAAUAAUAUUUAACAUAUUAAUGAAUUGGAAUGAACUCAAGGCCUAUUUUGGAAUUGCAGAUCAAGAGGCUCAAGCCAGUGUACGUUACACAGCACGCCUAAUCUCAGAUAUGCUAAAAGACCCUAUAAACUAUCUAUAUUUUCAAUUUUUAUGCCCUGUUGUUACGGAAUUUGAGAAAGUUAAUGGAUUUUUUCAAGCAACCAGUAUAGAUGCCGAUGAGCUGGUUCAGCAACUUCAUCUAUUCUUCAAAAGUUUUAAAAGUGGUGUUCUCAGCAGAGAUGGUGAUGCUUUGCCUAUAGAGCAGGUUGACUUUGGCGGAAACUACAUCUAA